Messenger RNA from Exophiala viscosa, 1873 nucleotides. RefSeq lists its product as uncharacterized. Lineage: Eukaryota; Fungi; Ascomycota; Eurotiomycetes; Chaetothyriales; Herpotrichiellaceae. Gene Ontology annotation, cellular component: nucleus. Gene Ontology annotation, molecular function: protein binding; RNA binding. The transcript has a single exon. Bases 347 to 1672 code for a protein of 441 amino acids. The record is from RefSeq and is a predicted model, not a curated record. Gene Ontology annotation, biological process: poly(A)+ mRNA export from nucleus.
GUCGAGUGGGUGUAACAAUGGCUCAAUGGCUAUACAAGGCGCAUUGUUCGGGUCCUAGAUAACGGUUGUGACUGCGUACUCCGCUAUUUAAUGGUAGGUUCAUAAAGAUCGUCGCUCCGAAUCCCUCCAACCAGAGCAUUGACGGAGGUAGGUUUUCUCACAGGCAAAAAGGCCCGGACACGUGAUCUCCAUAUUCAUUCUUAAGAGCAUUCGGCGCGCUGCCUACACUCCAUAUCUCUUCACCACAAUCACACAACAACCAACCCAUACACUCUUGUUUGACAUCUGAGCCAUAUCUCUCAAUUCACGCUCACUUGUAUCAUAUCAUCAAACAAUACACGCCACAAUGGCAUCUCCAUCAGUACAGCUAGCCAUCAAAGGCUGGACGACAUCUAAACUCGCAACAUCAAAAGAUCAAGGCCUCGAAUCACUGCUUAUAUUCCUCGAGAAAAAAUCGGGCCGCAAGAUAUUAUCCUCCAGACUCGCCGGCCGCACUGUGCUUCUCAUCACAAUCAACGACAAUGACAAAGAUCGAUUCACACAUCUGAACGGCUUCACAUUCGCCGGUGCCAAUCUCAUUGUGGAAGAUGCCAGACCGCCGAGAAAUCAAUCUGGUCAACCACAAGCACAAAAUCAAUUCGGUCUACCACAAUCUCAAAAUCACUCUAGAGCACCACAGCCUCACAAUCAACCCUUCGAGUCUCGGCUUUCUCAACCCUCAAGAAACCAAUUUCAAAAUGGAACAUCAAAUCCACCGAGCGGUCCACGCGCACAAAAUCGGCAAAAUUUUGUUCCUGGCAAUGUGCGAGAUUCACGAAGACCAGAUGAUCCAUUGAAAUCAGAAGUCGAAAGUGUUAUCAUCUCUGUCAUCCACAAACGAUAUCAUGCAGGCGAUCGACAUCUCAUCCUAAAUACUCUUGUCGCCGAUCCUGAACUACUCAACUCAGGUCUAUCCGGUCAAGCACCAGCCAAAGUCUACAAAGCCAUUUUUGCAAUCUGUGAGACCAAAGUCUGGGAAACUCAAACCAAACGCAAAGAGUCAGUUCUGAGCGUCAGUCUCCGAGACAACGGCAUUACAUCUGCACAAGACAUCAUCUCUCUCUCCAGCGUCUUUCCUCAUCUACAAAAUCUUGACCUCUCAAACAAUCAACUACCAGACUUGGGAGCUCUGAAAUACUGGAAAAACCAGUUCCGAGACCUACAACACCUCAUUCUUAUCGGCAAUCCUGUCGCAUCAUUACCCGAUACGCUGAGCACAUUGCUCAAAUGGUAUCCAAACCUCAGAAUGUACAACAAUGAACCAGUCUCGGCCGUCAUGCCAAACAGUCAACAAGCCUUUGCCGGUGGUGCCGUUCAGCCCACUGUUCAACCAGCACAAAUUCAGCCUCAAGUACCUUCUCAGGCACCUCAACCAGGCACAGAACCUGCACGCUUGCACCCAGAAUUUCCACCAGGCUCGACCUUUGGUCUGCCAUUACCAGACAAGCCAGCAGAUGUCCUCCUGCGAGAACAAAUGGGACUACAAUUCAGCUUCGAAACAAAACUCAAGAUGCAGUGGGUGGAAAACUGCUUGUCAGCAAACAAUUGGGACUAUGCGGCUGCCAUGGCCAAUUUUACGGAAUUGAGGACACAGGGUCAAAUUCCAGGGGACGCAUACAUUGAGGGGGUGUAGGACGCCUUGGAUAGUCCUGUGGUGGAAAUGGAGGGCGUCGAGAGGACAAACGUGUAUCAUUAUGAACAUCAUUAAGCCAUUGUUAUGACUAUCAUCAGCACUGGAGUUGGGGAGGACAUCAUUACCAUUGGCACCAUUGGACAUGGUUGAAAAUGACAAAAAAAGUCAUUGAAAACACCCUUUUUUCCUCUUUUGCUGUCG